This is a messenger RNA of Myxocyprinus asiaticus (Chinese sucker), 7035 nucleotides long. It is a transcript of the gene slc27a4, whose product is annotated as solute carrier family 27 member 4. Gene Ontology annotation, cellular component: plasma membrane; microvillus; endoplasmic reticulum membrane. Gene Ontology annotation, molecular function: long-chain fatty acid-CoA ligase activity; long-chain fatty acid transmembrane transporter activity. Lineage: Eukaryota; Metazoa; Chordata; Actinopteri; Cypriniformes; Catostomidae. The record is from RefSeq and is a predicted model, not a curated record. The transcript has 13 exons. The coding region runs from base 321 to 2252 and encodes 643 amino acids. Gene Ontology annotation, biological process: response to nutrient; long-chain fatty acid import into cell; very long-chain fatty acid catabolic process.
UAUUCACACACAACGGCGAACAGAGAGGGGGCGGUCUCAAGUAAGAAAAUUAUAAGGUCAUUGGAAUUACCAGGGUUACAAUGAAGCGAUAGCAGAUAAGAAUGAAAAAAAUGAAUUAAACGGGAGCAAAGUCCAACCAAAGAAGCCGUACUUGUUAGGCAAACACAGGCGUGUGGUGGUUACACACCGGCACGUGUGAAUCAGCGCAGGUAAACGCGGUGGAGGUUUCGCUUAAGCCGAUCAAGGUGGGAUUGAACGGAACAGGUUCCCCUUCUGCCUUAAUACACGCGCUAUCGUCAUCACGGAGACCGAAACUGAGGAUGUUUAGGUUGGCAUGCUCCACGGCCCUGCUCUUCAUUCUCAGGCUGCUCAUAGCCUUAUCCUGGUUCCAGGUUGUACCAGCCAUCCUCAUUUUCUAUCUGGGUUCUGGAGGAUGGAAGACCCUCGAUGUGUUCGUAAAGACCAUUUACCGUGACUUGCAUGCAGCCAGUGUUUUGCUGAGGGUAAAACUGAAUGUCAAAAAGCAUCUACGUGAGCGGAACACCGUCCCCAAACUUUUCGCCAAGUCUGUUCAGAAAUACGGUGACAAGACGGCUCUAGUUUUCGAAGGGACAGGCGAGAAAUGGAGCUUCAGACAGUUAGAUGAUUACUCCAACCGUGUGGCUAACCUGCUUCUUCAGAGGGGCUUUAAGGAAGGCGACGUGAUCGCUCUGUUCAUGGAGAACCGCUCGCAGUAUGUGGGCCUCUGGCUGGGCAUGGCAAAGAUCGGAGUGGAGGCGGCACUCAUCAACUUCAACUUGAGACUGGAGGCCCUGGUUCACUGUGUUAACAUCUCCAGCGCAAAAGCUGUGGUGUUCGGCAUUGAACUUACAGAUGCAAUGUGCGAGGUGCACAGCUCAAUGGGAAAGACUGUUAAGCUGUUCUGCUCUGGAGAAUGGGACCCCAAACGGGUUCCUGAAGGAACAGAGUGUCUCGAACCACUCCUGGAGGCGGCCCCUACAUACAGGCCCGAAGAACCAGAUCGCAGCUUUACAGAUCGCCUUUUUUACAUUUACACAUCAGGAACCACUGGAAUGCCAAAAGCUGCUAUCGUAGUGCACAGCCGGUAUUACCGCAUGGCUGCCCUGGUGUACUAUGGCUUCAGAAUGAAGUCUGAGGAUGUGCUUUAUGACUGCUUACCACUGUACCAUUCAGCAGGUAAUAUAGUGGGGGUCGGCCAGUGCCUGGUCCAUGGAAUGACAGUUGUCAUCAGGAAGAAGUUCAGUGCUUCAAAGUUCUGGGAUGACUGUAUCAAAUACAACUGUACUAUCGUGCAGUACAUUGGUGAGAUCUGUCGCUAUCUGCUCAACCAGCCAAAGAAGGACACUGAGCGACAGCACAAAGUGCGCAUGGCCCUCGGUAACGGCCUCCGCCAGUCCAUCUGGGAGGAGUUCACAAGCCGCUUCAACGUACCACAGAUCGCAGAGUUCUACGGAGCAACCGAGUGUAACUGUAGCCUGGGCAACUUUGACAACAAGACGGGGGCUUGUGGCUUCAACAGCCGGAUUUUGCCCUACUUCUACCCCAUCCGCUUGGUGAAAGUGGACGAGGAGACCAUGGAGCUGAUCAGAGGACCUGAUGGAGUUUGUAUCCCAUGUGGCCCAGGUGAACCAGGUCAGUUGGUUGGCAGAAUCAUUCAGAACGACCCUCUCAGACGGUUUGACGGCUACGUCAACCAAUCAGCCACUAAUAAGAAGGUUGCCAAUGAUAUCUUCAAAAAGGGAGAUAGUGCCUACCUGUCAGGGGAUGUGUUGGUGAUGGACGACUACGGCUACAUGUAUUUCAGAGACCGUACAGGAGACACGUUCCGCUGGAAAGGGGAGAACGUCUCCACCACUGAGGUGGAGGGGACACUGAGCCGUCUGCUGGAUAUGAAGGACGUGGUGGUGUACGGAGUGGAGGUGCCAGGUGCUGAAGGUAAGGCAGGGAUGGCGGCCAUUGCAGAUCCAUAUCACAGCACAGACCUGGAGAAGUUUAGCAGGGAUCUGGAGAAAGCUCUUCCACCCUACGCUCGACCCGUGUUCCUACGCUUCCUACCAGAAGUGAACAAAACAGGAACUUUCAAAUUCCAGAAGACGGACAUGCGACGGGAUGGAUUUGACCCCAACAUCGUUUCUGAUAAACUCUACUUCUUGGACUGCACUAAGGGAAGGUAUAUAGAGCUGAAUGCAGAGCUCCACCGCAACAUCGUCUCAGGAAAGCAGAAAUUAUGAGACCACUGCCGACCUCCGCCCAUUCUCUCACUCUCCCUGAAACUCCGCCUUCAGCAGCCCUCAAACCCCGCACCCAUCCAAGCCCGCCCCUCGUUACCUCAGCAAACACAGUGAGGGGCUGCAGGAAUACAUCGUGGUCAUGUUCAAGUCCUCAUUGGUUAAUUUGGACACCCAAGCAACCCUGUUGUCGACAGCCAACCCCUUCUACGACGAGGAUGGGACUGGGACUGGGCUGGGCGAGGAUACGACCAUUUUGAAUGCAAAAAAAAAAGGUGGAAAUAUAAAAAGAAUAAAAGCAAUUUAGUAAACAAGAAUAAAAAAAAUAAAAAAUUGCAAUGAAAAAGCAAAAGGACCAAAUACACAUGUCUGUCGAACAGUAAAGCGUUCCCUUAGCCUGAGCUGCACAAUGCUUGCCUAGCUACAAGAUUCAGGAUUUGUGAUUGGCCCUGACUUGUUUUGAUGGGUUUGACGAGUAGCUGCCAUUGUGAAUGCACCCCAUUAAGCCAUGACCAAAAACCAUGUGAAUAGACGUCCAAUACAAACCCAGCACUGGCUCUGCACUUGUCUAGCUCCAUGACUUGAUCAGUGCUAUUUAUUUAAAUGUAAAACAUGCACCACAUACAGUAUAUUUAAGUUGUAGAGUAGCUUCUCAUCUAUUUCUGCCAUGAUUCUGUGUGCUACAUUGAAAACGUCUUGUACGAUUGCACUGCAACAGUGUCCAUUUAUUUAAAACUUUAGAUCCAAACAUACUAUACAGAAGUACAUUAACUCAUACCCUUCUGGCUAUGUAAGCACAUUUUUUAUGUGUCGUUGUGUUACAAAAUGUCAGACCGCAAUUUGUAUUGCAACACGUGUACACGCUGUAUUCUAGUUUGUUUGUUUUCUAAACCGACACCAGCGUAAGCGGUCUUCUUUUAUAGUACAUUUUCAAUUUCAAGUCAACUACUAUCAUGGCAGAGCAACUUUUUAAAGACAUUCUUGUUGCGCAAGUUAGUUUUACAUAAAUAUUAUUUUUUUAAAUGUGUAACCCAUGUAAUGUACUUAAAAAGUAAUUCACUUAAUUGAAAGUUAGUUACUGUAAUCUGAUUACAAGAAUUUAAAAUGUAAUGCAUUGCACUACUUUUUGACUAAAGUAAUUAACUACAGUAACUAAUUACUUUGUAAUCAGAUAACACCCAACAUGAUGCAUCGAGUUUAAUGGCACAAACAUUUAAAGGUAACUCUAUCGCUCCCUUGUGUACUGACUCUGAGGUUUGUUACCACCACAGUAAAUACUGUAUGUUCAAUUGGAGCCUGUGCUUGCAGUGUGUUGACCAAUCGUUCACGCUCAUUCAUUUGCAUACUUGUGUUAAAUAUGUUUUGGUCCUUAGUGUGCACUGACAGCAUGAAAACUUUCAUUUUCAUCAGUGUUUAUGCUGAUCGUUAGCGUGUGGCAGGGUGUAGGCCUGGUGCAACAUUGUGCAGACUGGGCGGCAUGGGUUUGCUUAGUUUACUAGACGUGUCGACCGUUGUGUUUUCCGACAAGGACAUCAUGGAUUCUCUACAGUACACUAUAGUGGACUUUGCAUGGAGGCUUCUGGAAGUUGUGUAAUACUCUGGUGCUAAAGAACGCAUCUCUUUUCAAUCUGCGUAGUGGGGGCCGACUUUACUGGAUAAGCUGUGAACUGGCCUUGCUCCUUAAUAGGAAGAGAUUGGAAGCAGGAGAAUGAAGGGAGUGUGAUGUUUAUGUCAUCUGUACCUUCUGAAUUCAAGUUUUUCUUUCAGCAGCAUGAAUGAUUGAUGCAUACAGAGCACUGUGCCUUACUGUCAGGUCACCACGUAGUGUUAUUGCUCUUGUCCUGUAUCAUUACACUCGACUCAGCCUGGUCAUCAUUCAUUUAGCUUAUUUACCCCAUUCCAUGUCACUUUAAAGCGAUAGAUCACUUAAAAAAUGAAAAUUCUGUCAUUAUUUACAUCUGUCAUCAGUUAACAGCCACUUAAGGGGACAGUUUUUUGUGAACAACUUAAAUUUCAAUCUUUUCCUCACACAAAGCUGUCAAAAAGAAAGUCAUAUGGGUUUGGAAUGAUGAGGGCGAGUAAAUGAUGACAGAAUUUUAUGUUUUUGGUGAACUAUUCUUGUAAUAUUUUAUUCUGAAGCUUGCUUCUGCUGUCCUAAUAGGCAUCCUUUCCCUGCUGUGAUAAUUUUUCCAUGAUCUUCUCUUACAAACUUUCCCACUCUCCCUCGUCCACUGACAGUUUAUUUAUAUCGUAGCAAGUAUUUAAGUGUGUGUGUGUGUGUGUGUGUGUGUGCACAUGCGAGGAGAUGAUUUUGUGCGACAGCCCUUGAAUUUCUCCAGUCACCAUUUUGUUUGCCACUGCACAUUAACAUACAGCACAGAUGAGAGGAAAACAAUAAACUGUGUUGACAUUUUAUGGGUGAAUCUCACAAAGAAAUGUCAAGGUCAUAUUUUACCCCAAAAUAAAAAAAUUAAGAAAUUUUAUUGAACAUAAGAAUAUGAAACUAUUUUUAGUGCCUAGCCUAUUUGUCAUGACAGUUAGGCAUGUCCCGUCCCCCCCCAUUCUCAUUUCCGUAAUGACAAAAAUAAAAAAAAAUCUCAUUCUCAUUACCGUAAUGUGAAAAAUCGCAUCCUCAUUUACAGAACUAAAAAUCUUUUUCAGAUUACCGUUAAAACAAAAACCAUUCUCAUUACCGUAAUGGGAAAAAUUUUGUUCUCUAUCAUAACAAAAAAUCGUAUUUUCUUUGCCGAAAUAACACAAAUUUUCAUUCUCAUUACAGUAAUGACAAAAAAACGAUCAUUCUCAUUAUCAUAAUGACAAAAAAAAACUAUCAUUCAAUAAUGAUGAUCUUGUCCAGACACCAUGAUUUUUUUCAAAUCAACAAACUCUCUCUACUGUACUUCUCACAUUAAAAUCAUAUAUAUAUAUACACACACACUACCGGUCAAAAGUUUUGAAACACUUGACUGAACAUAAUUUCUAUUUGUUUGUUUGUUAGAUUUUGGGGUGAAAUAUGAAUAGGGCAUGUUUUUGACAGUUUAAUGAGAUUCACCUAAAUUGUGGUACCGGAGAUCUAGACAUUUCAUUCAUCAAGCCCAGGGCACAGCAGUGAUGUAACUGGUUAGUCAGCCAUUAGUUUUCAUGUGAUUUGUCCUUUCAUUAUCGCUUGAAUUUUUUGACUUGGAUUUUUUAAGUAAUUUUGUCAAAUAAUGAGAUGUUCUCAUUUGUUGUGGGUUGAGCUUUAUUUUUCCUUUAAGCUUGCUAUCUUUUCUGUUUGUCUUUGUUCUGGGUGUGUGAAAUAGAGGGAAAGCACAUCUAACACCACAUUGAGAAAGAUCUGAGACUUAAUUUGAAGUCUGAAAUCUACUCUUCAUAUCUUUCUCAUUACGGUGUGUAUUAGUGUUUGUGUCCAAUGACAGCAAGAAUCCUUACUAGGGAACUUUGCUGAGGCCUUUCUUGAUAAUUUCUCUCCGUUAAAAGGUUAGUUCACAGUUCAAAAAAGAAUCUUUCAGCAAUCAUUUACUCACCUUGAUGUCAUUAAUUUGUUCCAGUGGAAUGCAAAAGAAGAAUUUUAGAGGAAUCUUUAUGCAGCUCUUUUCCAUACAACAACAUUUCAUAGAGACCACAUCUUUCAAGUUUCAAAAAGGACCAAAAACACCAUACGAGUAGUCUACACACUACUACAAGUUUUCUAAAGCUGCAUGAUAGCUUUGUUGAUGAAAGAUCAAAACUGAAUACUUUUUCACAGAAAAUCUUAAAAUACUGAUUUGAAAUGACUCGAGGCUGAGAAAAAUAAGGAUACCAUUUCCAUUUUUGGGGUGAGCUAUUCCUUUAUAAUCUCAUAAAUAGACACAUACUUGCGCACGCACACAAAAACUACCUUCAGUUACAAUAAUUUCCUCAUAAAUUAUGUAUUGCUGCAUAACUUUUGUAUAUUUGUAAACAUUGGCUAUGUGAAAUGCUGAAGGCAGUGUUGUGAAUAAUUUUAAAGAAUCAAUUUAAUGUUUUCAGUCUGAACAUCAAAACUUUUAAAGGGAUCACUUUGUGUGUGCAAGUGUGUGUCGGUUUAUUUUUAGGUAAUGUAUGACGGUGUGUGCGCAAGGUCUUGCGUCUGUCCACGAGGUUGUACUGUUGCUCAUUCAGUGGACCUCAGAUUCACAGAUUCCAGGCCCCAUUCCACAAACCUUCCCUCUUCAUGCUGAGAUUCAGAAUGGCUGUGCAAAUCUCAAUGCACUGAUAUUUUCAUGAUUUACAUUUAACUUGAUUAUUUACUAAGGAUUUUUCACAUGUUUUGGUAAUAGCUUUAAUUUAUGAAGCCACAAAGCACCAUUUGCAAUGGUUUGUUCAACAUUAACAUUAUAUUGCUUUAUUUUUAUAUUGUUUUAUUGAGCACCAAAGCCGAUGCAAAUUUUUAAGCAAGGAACACUGUUUGUAUUAUUUUUAAGAAUUUUAGCUGUACAUUUUAUUCUCAAAAUUGUAUCAACUGUACCAAUUUGUCACCAUUUUCAAACGACUUAAAUGCACUUUUGUUUUGCCAUUUUCUGUUCGGUACUCAGGAACAACAUGCAAAGGCAGAUGAGAGAAGGCAAACGGUGAGCUGGCUGCUCCGUUAGUCAACAAUGUGUCUGUGUGUGUGAGCGAGUGUGUGUUUAUGUAGAGGUGUGUGAGGUGUGCCGUGUCACACUGAUGUCCUCUUGUCUUUAAGACUAGCUGUAAAUCAGGCUCUUUGAAAAACAAUGGCAUCCAAGAGUACAUAUUAAUAAAACAAAAAUAUUAAUUCUACAAA